CAAGAAAGACCAAGAAGUGGACAACUUGGCGCGCACAACAAGCAUCGUUGAUCAUGUCGAACGAGCAACAGCGAUCUGCAAUGCUUAGCCGUGGAGCAAGAAAGCGAUCGUCUAUAUCUACAGAUGGAAGGCUCAUUGAGCUGCGCCCGAAGGGGACGGUCGUGGUCGUGGCUUCGGCCAGCCCGACAGAGUUCAAGCGCAAACAACACGCCCAGGCGCAGAAACAACAGCGGGACCGGCUGAAGGCUGCCUUGGACCGGAUGGCUCAUGUCCUGGAAGGGCGUGUGCAUGCAGGGACCAGUGGGACGAAGGCCGAGCUGGUGGAGGCAGCAGUGGAAUACAUCCAGAGCCUGCAGGGGGAGAUCGCGCAGCUGAGGGUUGCACUGGGCGCUCGACACGCGACAGGAUAAUCCUACAUAGUUUACGGAGUAAUAAGGAG
Molecule: messenger RNA, 439 nt
Organism: Aspergillus versicolor CBS 583.65
Lineage: Eukaryota; Fungi; Ascomycota; Eurotiomycetes; Eurotiales; Aspergillaceae
Exons: 3
Coding region: 54-410 (118 amino acids)
Molecular function (GO): protein dimerization activity
Source: RefSeq, a predicted model, not a curated record